GUCCCGGUGACCCCAAACUGGGACCGGUAACCCCAAACUGGGACCAGUAACCCCGAACCGGGACCGGUAACCCCUAAACUGGUCCCAGCAUGCCGCACUGGUCCCGGCUCCGCGCCGGCCCCGGUGACCCCCAGAAUCCUCCCCGUAACCCCCAGUAUCCCCCGGCACGCUCCCAGUGCAGCCUCUGAGCCCGCCCAGUGCCCCCCAGUCUCCACCCCCAGACCCCUUCCAGUCCACCCAGUCCCCCCCAGUCCCCCCAGCCCCCCAUGAGCCGGGGCCGGUUUUUGGGGGGCUGCGCCUGGCUGCUGGGGGGGCUGGCGCUGCUGCAGACCCUCUACCUGCGGGCGCUGCCCCCCCCGCGCCCCCCCGCCCGCCGCCCCCCGCCCCCCAGGGGGGUGCUGGACGCCUCGGGGGGGUUCCGGGUGUACUGGGACGUGCUGGGGGCCCCCCCGGGCUGGGCCCGCGCCCCCCGGCCCGAGCUGGUCCUGGCCACCCACGGCAGCCCCGGGCGGGCGGCGGCGGCGCUGGGGGGGCCCUGGGGGGGGCCGCUGUCCCUGGCGGUUUUUGGGGAGCCCCCCGAGGGGCUGCGGGAGCUGCUGAAGGUUUUGGGGGGGCCCUGCCGAGCUCUGAGGGGGCGCCUGAGGCUGCAGGUGGUGCAGGGGGCGGCGGGACCCCCCCCCCGCUUUACCCCGGAGGCACCCGGAGCCCCCCGAAAUAAAGGGGGGGGCUGUCGGGGGGCUCUGGCCAGGCUGGCGGCCGCCGACCCCCCCAGUUACACUUUGGGGGUGCCGUACCCCGGGAAUCUGCUGCGGAACGUGGCCUGGCAGGGGGCGGCCGGGGGGGGUCCGGGUGCGGGACCCCCGCCCCAAUUCGGGGGGCGCUUCGUGCUCCUGGUGGACGCGGACGUGGUGCCCAGCCCGGGGCUGCGCCGCGGCUUCCUGCAGCUGCUGCGGGACGGGGGGCUGCACCCCCAAAACUGGGGCAGGGACCCCCGGGACUGGGGGGAACGGGAGCCCCGAAACGGGGGGGGGGGGGCACUGGGGGACCCCAAAGCUCUGGGGGCUCAGGGGGAUUUGGGGGGCCCCAAAGCUCUGGGGGCUCCCGGUGGCCUGGGGGUCCCCAGCACCUCGGGGGUCCCCAAGGUCCUGGGGGUCCCCAAUGUCCCAGAGAGCCCCAAAAAUUUAUUGGACCCCAAAGACCCCAGGGGUCACCAAGCCCUGAGUGACCCCAAUGCCCUGAAUGACCCCAAAACCCAGAGUGACCCCAAUGCCCCGAGUGACCCCAACACCCGGGGUGACCCCAAAACCCAGAGUGACCCCCACGCCCUGAGUGACCCCAACACCCGGGGUGACGCCCACGCCCUGAGUGGCCCCAGGGCCCCCCUGGCGCCCCCGUCCCCGGAGCCCCCCUGGGCGCGGGCUCUCUUCGUGCUGCCGGCCUUCGAGCUGCGGGGGUCCCGCGCCCCCCCGGCCUCCAAGGCGGAGCUGCUGCGCCUCUGGGCCGCGGGGGAGGCGCGCCCCUUCUACGGGGGGCUCUGCCCGCGCUGCCAGGCCCCCACCGACUUCGGCCGCUGGCUGGGGCUGCCCGCGGGCCCCCCCCGGCUGCGCGUGGCCUACGAGGUGCCCUGGAGGGACCCCUGGGAGCCGUUCUUCGUGGCCCCCGCCCGCGGCGUGCCCCCCUUCGACGAGAGCUUCCUGCAGUACGGCUUCAACCGCAUCAGCCAGGCGUGCGAGCUGCACGUGGCCGGGUUCCGCUUCGCGGUGCUGGACGGGGCCUUCGUCACCCACCGGGGCUGGAAGGAGCCGGGCGGCUUCCACCGGGGCCGCGAGGCCGAGCUGGGCCGCAACCGCCAGCGCUUCCGCGCCUUCAAGGAGCGGCUCCGGGCGCGGUACCCGGGCUCAGGCCGGCACUGCUGAGCUCACCCGGGACACCUGGGCACACCUGGGCACACCUGGACACACCUGGCACAGCUGGGGCACAGCUGGGGCACACCUGGCACAGCUGGGACACACCUGGACACACCUGGGACGGCUGGGACACACGGGAACCCCCCAAGGGACACAUGAAGGACCUGCCAUGCACACCUGGGGACACCUGAGGACCCUCCAGUGGACAUUUGGGGACGCUCCGUGGACGCCUGGGUGCCCCCCGGACACGGGGGUGACCGUCCCUCAGUAAACAUGGCCGCCUACCCAUGAUGCCUCUGUGCGGGUGAUGUCAUGGGGGCGGGGCGAGCAGCUGCCUCCAGUACGGACCAGUAACGCCCAGUACGGACCAGUAACGCCGAGCGCGCGAGGCGCCGACCCCGCCCGGGUUGUUUACCAGAGCAGACUACAGCUCCCAGCACGCAUCGGGCGCCAGCAUGGCCGGACUUCCGCCCCUGCUUGAAAACCACAGCUCCCAGGACGCCUCGGAAACAAGAUGGCCGCCAAGCAACUUCCGGUCUUGUCUCUAAAUCUGGACUUCAGUUCCCAUCGUGCAUCAGAAGAACGCGGCCGGAAGUGGUGGUGGUCUGUGGGACUACAGCUCCCGUCGUGCAGCAGAGAAACAUGGCCGACUUCCGGUCCACCAUUCCGGAGGUUCCGGUCUCGUCUCUCCCCGAAGCAGCAGCUCCCCCUGGCGGGCGGGAGGAUCGAGGUGGGGGGGGUGUUUUUGGAGGAGGGAGAGGGGGAAUCCCAAAUUUGGGAGGGGGAGGGGCCGGGGGGUGGGGAGGGGACCUGAAAUUUGAGGUGGGGGGGAACAGGAUCCCAAAUUUUUGGGGGGGGGUUGAGACCCCCAAAUCCAGCGGGAGGAUCCGAUUUGAGGGAAAACCCCCCCAAAAAAACGACCCCAAAGGCACCAAGGUCGCGGUUAAUAAACGUUUUUAUUUCAUUUGCGUUUUCCACCCCGGUUUUUCUCCCGUUAAUCGGCGUUAAAGUGCUGCAAAGGGAAAAGGUUUCUUCCAUUUUCUCUGUUUUUUUGGUUUUUAAAAUUUAAUUUAUUGAAACUUCCCCCAAAAAAAUCCUCACGAACAAAACUUUACCCCGGACGCCCCCACACCUUUUCAACUUUGGGGCUGGACGAGACGGAAACGGGCGAUUUAUCAAAUUAUGGUACAAAGGAUGUGACAAAUACAACAAAAAACAGCCGCAAAACAGCUAAAAAAAAAAAAAAAAAAAAAAAAAAAAAAAAAAAAAAAAAAGAAGCGGCAGGAAAAGCCGGGGAGCGGCUCUGGGCUGGCUCCGUCCUGCCCGGGGUCAUUCGAGCUCCAGGUCUUGUGCCACGGAUUGAAUUUCCCCAGCUCGGGGACGCUGCUCCGUCUCAGAGGUCACAGCUGAGCUUUUGGGUUUGGUUUUAGAAAUAAAUCCACAGUUUUCGGUUUAUUUUCAAUAACAAUCCAUGUUUUUUUUGUUUAUUUUUAAUAAUAAUCCACUUUUUUUGGUUUGUUUUUAUCAAUAAACCCAUGGUUUGGGGUUCUUUUUAUCAGUAAACCCAUGGUUUUGGUUUAUUUUAGUAAUAAAUCCGUGUUUGGGUUUAUUUUAUUAAUAAAUCCACAUUUUUUGGUUUAUUCUCCUCAACAAAUCCUUUUUUUUUGGUUUAUUUCUUUGGCUAAAUCCAUUUAAUUUUAUUUUUAAAUAGAUUCCCCUUUUCUUUGGUUUAUUUUCUCAACGGACACAAUUUUGCCUCUGUUAUCUCUUUUAUUUAAUUUAUUUUUAUAUUAAUUUCUUUAAUAAACCUUUAUUUUAAUGGAUCCAGGUUUUUACUUCGGGUCUUUUUUUAGGAAUUCCAUUUUAUUUGGUUUCUUUUUUAGUAAAUCCAUAUUUUUUUGCUUUGGUUUUUAAUAUAUCUAUGGGUUUUGGUUAGAUUUUUUUAAUAAAUCCACCGUUUGGUUGGUUUUCUAAUAAAAAAUCCACAGUUUUGGUUUCAUUUCUUUCCCAAAGCAAAAAAAAACACCAAAUUUUGGAUAAAUCCAUUGACCCAGCAGAACCUCCAGCCCCGCAAAAAAAAAAAAAAAAAAAAAAAAAAAAAGAAAAGAAGGUUAAAACAGAGGGGGAAAAAAAUUUUAAAAAAUUCUUUU
Messenger RNA from Motacilla alba alba, 4057 nucleotides. It is a transcript of the gene B4GAT1, whose product is annotated as beta-1,4-glucuronyltransferase 1. The coding region runs from base 267 to 1916 and encodes 549 amino acids. Lineage: Eukaryota; Metazoa; Chordata; Aves; Passeriformes; Motacillidae. Gene Ontology annotation, molecular function: glucuronosyltransferase activity. The record is from RefSeq and is a predicted model, not a curated record. The transcript is spliced from 3 exons.